AUGGGGCUCAUCGGUCGCACCCUCAAGCUCUCCACCUACACCGGGCUGGCCUCGGUCGGCGCUUUCUUCGCCUACACGCGCAACGACCGCUUCGAGCCCAUGACCACAAGCGACUCUAUCUUCAGCCACCCGUUCUACCUCAAAUUCAACCCGUCUAAGAACCCCACUACGCACGAUCUCUGCGUCCGCCGCGUGCCCCUGUCUGAGAUCAACCCAUCGCUGCUGGAGAAGAAGGGCAAGCUCGUCGAGGCGUUUUGCGCCGGUGUUUGGAGCGGCUGGGGAUACGCAUUCCAACGAGCCUACCUCUCGCGCAAGUACGAAGCCGCCGAUACCGCAUCACACCUGUGGUCCAACGAGCAGCUGUCAAACUCGACUUAUGACGUUGGAACCUUGAUCACCGACCACUUCGAAGUCGUCGAGAAGACGUCUGACCGCAUCGUCGUUCGCUGCGGUGACUCGCCCCGUCGUCAGGACGUGCGCGGCUCAGACGGCCUUUUUGAGAUCUCCGCCGUCGUCAAGCCCGAGGAAGGAAUCGCGGAGUUCGGUCUUAAGAGCUGCUUCUACAAGGGAUUGGGCAAGGCCGAGGGGGAGCCGAUGCCCCCGCAUAUUGCUUGGUUGCAUCAGCAGUAUACGAAGCUUUGGGCGGAGACGGCCCUAUACAAGGUUCGGAGGUAG
Molecule: messenger RNA, 675 nt
Organism: Aspergillus puulaauensis
Lineage: Eukaryota; Fungi; Ascomycota; Eurotiomycetes; Eurotiales; Aspergillaceae
Exons: 2
Coding region: 1-675 (224 amino acids)
Source: RefSeq, a predicted model, not a curated record